Molecule: messenger RNA, 2672 nt
Organism: Perognathus longimembris pacificus (Pacific pocket mouse)
Lineage: Eukaryota; Metazoa; Chordata; Mammalia; Rodentia; Heteromyidae
Gene: Dhx58
Product: DExH-box helicase 58
Exons: 13
Coding region: 128-2164 (678 amino acids)
Biological process (GO): response to virus; positive regulation of interferon-beta production; innate immune response
Cellular component (GO): cytoplasm
Molecular function (GO): ATP binding; zinc ion binding; single-stranded RNA binding
Source: RefSeq, a predicted model, not a curated record
CAGCUGCCAGACGGGAGCUAAGCGGAACACCAGACCUGAGGCCCGGGCUGGGCAGGGGUAAGGAGUAGCUGGUUACUCCCUGGCUCCCAGUGGGGUCCUCGGUGUGCCCUGCCCUACCUGCCGCAGAAUGGAGCUGCGCCCCUACCAGUGGGAGGUGAUCAUGCCUGCCCUGGAGGGCAAGAAUAUCAUCAUAUGGCUGCCCACGGGCUCCGGCAAGACCCGGGCAGCCGCGUAUGUGGCCAAGAGGCAUUUAGAGACGGUGGAUGGAGCCAAGGUGGUGGUACUGGUCAACCGGGUGCACCUGGUGACCCAGCAUGGUGAGGAGUUCAGCCGGAUGCUGGAGGGUCGCUGGACCAUGACAACCCUGAGUGGGGACAUGGGCCUACGGGCUGGCUUUCGCCAUGUGGUUCAGUCCCACCACCUGCUCAUCUGCACAGCUGAGCUGCUGCAGACGGCGCUGACCAGCGCUGAUGUGGAGGAGCACGUGGAACUCACAGCCUUCUCCCUGAUCGUGGUGGACGAGUGUCACCACACACACAAGGAAACUGUCUACAAUGCCAUCCUGAGCCGGUACCUAGAACAUAAGCUACAGAGGGCACAGCGCCUACCCCAGGUGCUGGGACUUACGGCCUCUCCUGGCACCGGCGGGGCCUGCAAGCUCGAUGGGGCCAUUGACCACAUCCUGCAGCUCUGUGCCAACUUGGAUACAUGGCGUAUCAUGUCACCUGAGCAGUGCCUUCCCCAGCUGCAGGAGCACAGACCCAAGCCCUGCAAGCAGUAUGACCUCUGCCAAAGGCGCAGCCAGGACCCAUUUGGGGACUUGAUAAAGAAGCUCAUGAAACAGAUUCACGGCCGCCUGGGGAAGUCUGAGUUGAGCCAGGACUUUGGGACACAGACGUAUGAGCAGCAGGUGGUGGAGCUGAGCAAGGAUGCGGCCGAGGAGGGACUUCAGGAGAGGCGGGUGUAUGCCCUGCACCUCCGAAGGUACAACGACGCCCUGCUCAUUCAUGACACUGUCCGCGCCCUCGAUGCUCUGGCUAUGCUGCAGGAUUUCUACCACAGGGAGCGCGCCACUAAAACCCAGAUCCUGCACGCCGAGCAGUGGCUGCUGGAAUUGUUCAGUGGCCACAAGACUAUGCUGGCCAGUUUGGCAACUCAAGGCCCCAAGAACCCGAAACUGGAGAUGCUGGAACAGAUCUUACUGGAACAGUUUAGGAGUCCCGAUAAUCCCCGGGGCAUCAUCUUCACCCAGACACGUCAGAGCACUGGCUCCCUCCUGCUCUGGCUCCAACAACAGCCUGGCCUGCAGACAGUGGACAUCAGGGCCCAGAUGCUGGUUGGGGCUGGCAACAACAGCCAGAGCACCCACAUGACCCAGAGAGAUCAGCAAGAAGUGAUCCGGAAAUUCCGGACAGGCUCCUUGAACCUCCUGGUGGCCACAAGUGUGGCAGAGGAGGGACUGGACAUUGCUCAGUGCAAUGUCGUGGUGCGCUACGGACUCCUGACCAACGAAAUCUCCAUGGUCCAGGCUCGGGGCCGGGCUCGGGCUGGUCAGAGCGUGUACUCCUUUGUGGCGACAGAGGGCAGCCGAGAGCUGCGGCGGGAGCUGACCAAUGAGGCGCUGGAGACACUGAUGGAGCAGGCAGUGGCCACGGUGCAGAGGAUGGACCGGGCCGAGUACCAGGCCAAGAUCCGGGACCUGCAGCAGGAAGCCCUGAUCAAGCGGGCAGUCCGGGCAGCCAAGCGGGAGAGCCAGCGGCAGCAGUUCCCCCCAGAGCAUGUGCAACUGCUCUGCAUCAACUGCAUGGUGGCUGUGGGCCAGGGGAGUGACAUUCGGAAGGUGGAGGGGACCCACCAUGUCAACGUGAACCCCAACUUCUCAGUCUACUACAACCUGUCCCAGGAGCCUGUGACCAUAGACAGAGUCUUCAAGGACUGGAGGCCCGGAUGUGCCAUUAGCUGCAGGAACUGUGGGGAGGUCUGGGGUCUGCAAAUGAUCUAUAAGUCAGUAAACCUGCCGGCUCUUAAAAUACGUAGCAUGCUGCUGCAGACCCCUAACGGACGGAUCCAGGCUAAAAAGUGGUCCCGGGUGCCCUUCCCUGUGGCUGACUUUAACCUGGUGGAGCACUAUACCCAGAACCUAUCAGAUCUCUCCCUGCAUUAACCACAUCAUCACUGCAGUACCUGGAUCAGACUGCAGAUGGCAGCAGCCAUCCCGUGGACAGAGCCAGGGUCCACGCCUCUGUUUCCUGCAUCACCAGCCUGGAGGAACUCUUGGCACCAGGGCUGACUCUGGAUCCCACAGAGAGGAGGCAACGAGAGGCAGGGCCACUGGUCAGCCCCAGACCCCUGCACCUUGCCACAUACACAUAUGCAGAUACACUGGAUGAACUCGGGGGAAACUGAGGCAGGAGAAUUGCCCUAUUGUUCUUAGGAAGCACAGUAUCCCUCGCCUGCCAAAGCCAUUCCUGUUUUGUGAGGCUCUUCAUAACUUAAAAAUUAAAAAAAAAUGGGGAAAAAUGCAUGGCAUUUCAACACUGAUUUUGUUAAGGUAUAGAUGGUAGAAAACAAACUUCACACGGUGAUAAUGUAAAGUUCAAUAAUCAAGAUGCUGAAACCAGGCACUAGUGGCUCACACCUGUAAUCCUAGCUACUCGGGAGGCUGAGAUCUG